Peronospora matthiolae is the source of this 2922-nucleotide messenger RNA. The record is from the annotation of a GenBank genome assembly. NCBI's taxonomy places the organism in Eukaryota, Oomycota, Peronosporomycetes, Peronosporales, Peronosporaceae.
AUGACCGCGCCACUCGUGCUGCCUCUGGACCGUCCACCACGAGCGCUGAAGUGGCGUCCAGAUCCAGCGGCCACACGCCAGUGGCCAGCUGCCUCCUCCACCGGUCAAACGGACGUGACGCCGUCCCCUUCCGCUGGUACAACCCGAGCCAACAAGUCUCGACGUGACGACGUGCAGCCGCCCCACAGCAGUACGAACAGCUGUGACAUGAAUGCCGCUUUCCCGUGCAGUCGGCAGCACCCAAGUCGUCGCCAUUGCGUGACCUCCGACAUGCUUUCGUUCACGGCCACGGUUGUGCACGUCCCUCGUCGCUCCACUAGCAGCUGCGAACCCACGGACCAAGACCUGAAGCAGGAGAAGAAGAGUUUGACUCGAUCUGGAGACGGCGGGAGUCGUCGGUCGGGCGACGUGGCGACACGGCACGAACGACGACGACGACGGGGUGAAGGGGUUGCAAGGCCGCAACAAGACGAUGACGGUGUUGCAGAAAGCGCAGCAGAAGACAAAGCAGAAGAAGAAGAAGAAAGAGCAGGAGGUGAAGAAGACGAUGAGACGGGGACGACUCUUUAUCGGUCGGAGCCAAACGUGACGAUGCGGCGUCGUCCGUUUGAGGUCCCGACGUCGCGGCCGUGUGUGGAAAUGAAGAUUGAAGCGACGGCUGAGACGGCCACUCCGGCGGUACGGGAUGGCUACAUGUACCCUUGGGGCAGUAGCCCUACGAGUGAUGGUUUCUAUGCCGACACUCGAGAGGCGCGUGGGAAAACUACUGCUACUGCUACUGCUACUAGUACCGCUUUCACUACUGCUGGUACUACUAAACGAGGCAGCACUGGACGUGUAUGGGGUCGAGCACUGAGUGUCGCGCAGAAUGGCGACGAUAGUACGACGAUUGCAGCGCUCGUGACGGCAACGCCAACGACCGUGUGGAACACGUUUCUGCAGACUAUAGACAUCUUUGCAGAUGUGCCGGCAGUUACUGGGCGGGAACAAGUCGCUGCUCGGGCCCGCCGUGGUGUGCAGAUGCUGGAUGGUUUGCCCACGACACACGCAGUCUACUCGUGGGCACAACAUGCCGUGCGUGUACGUUGUGUGGCAAGGACAUUGUUACGAUUGGGGUUUCAAACAAGAGAAGGAGUGGUCAUUUGUGCACAAGCUAGCCCGUUACUGCAUGCAAUCAAUCUUGCAGCUGUAUCAUUGGGUGGCGUAGUCGCUCAUGUUCGCAGCUCGUGGAGUGCACGUGAACUUCGGGACGACAUUUUGCCGACGGCCGGAGCAUCGGUUGUGGUUGUUGACUCACUCGGAAACAACUUUCGAGAAGCGCUGGAAGCUUUAUGUGAUGAGCGUAAGGCUAUUGGAAAGCCUAUUCGUGCCGUAGUGGUGCUCGGGGGCUCAGCUGCAAUGGACUCUGCUGUCGUGGAUCUGCGUGUCAGCGGCAUCAACGUUAUUGGAACACAAGAUCUGCUCGCAGUGAACACACCCGCAACUGAGGAGGCUGCUAUGGCGUUUUCGCUUGAUUCACUAGCAUCUGAAGUGCUGCCAGGCCAAUGCUGCUUGCUAGCGUUUAACUACGACAGUCGGGGUUGCGUCCGGUGUGCAGAGCUUUCGCAUGACAAUGUCAUAUUUACAGCAGCUGCCUUGGUCCGAAGCUUUGGUUUGACCAGUCACGAUCGCCUCGUGGGAUACUUACCUCUGCAUCACGUGGCGUCGCAGGUGCUGGAGUUUUACGUGCCGCUUAUUGCAGGACUAAUGGUGGUUUGUGCGCCAACGUAUGAUCUGCCCCUUGUACGAAUAGUUACAGAGCACAAGCCAACCGUGUUUUUUGCAGCACCAGCGACUUGGACGCGCUUUAGUCAGCAAGUCUAUUGCGCUAAAGGCGACGUGAAUGCGACAAUUUAUCGUUGGGCCAAAACACGCGCUACUAAUAAUUCACAGAAGCUGCUUUAUGCUAAAGGCAAAGGAGCGAAGAGCCGGAGUUUAGGCUACAUGCUUGCAAAGGCACUUGUACUGAACAACAUCAAGAAGAAAAUUGGACUUGAGAGCUGUACUGCAUGCUAUUCGGUGUUAGCCCCGCUCGAUUUCGAGCUCGAGCGGCUUUUUAAGACGGUUGAUACGCCAAUCUACCAGCUCUUUGGUACUGCUGAGACGUCUGGUUUUGCUGCAAUCAAUUUCCCGCACGCUUGGGAGUUAGGAAGCUGUGGUCGUGCAUUGCCUGGCACCACGAUCCGAUGUGAUGAGCGUUCUCAAGAAACAGUACUACGCGGCCGUAACGUAUUCCUAGGCUAUCGAAGGAGUACACCUCGACGUGUGAAUCAGGCGGCUAGAUCUGGUGUUGCUAGCGUGGGUGGUCAAUGUACGUCGAUGUCUGACCCGGAUGGAUGGCUUCGACUCUGGCAGCGUGGAUUUCUGACCCCGACUUGUUUCCUCAAAAUAAGUGAUCCGCGAGACUUUAUUGUGCUCGCAACGGGCGACUGGGUCCCGAUCCAGCCUUUUGAGUACUCGAUGAUGGAACUGAUGCCGGAGCUUGACCGCGCCAUGUUGGUGGGCGACGGCCGAACGUUUUUGAGCGCACUCCUCUUUCUUAAGACUAACAAAGUGGUUCAUCGCGCAGCAACAGCAGCAAAUAAACACGCCAGGGGUCUACUACUGAACGAGGAUGCAUUGAAAGUGAGUCGCAGUAUUGGCAGUGCUGCGUCCACAGUAAUAGAAGCGAUCCGCUGCCAGCAGUGGGCCGUACAUUUUGACACUGUGUUGGAAAAACUGCCCCAAGUCUGUUCCAUAUCCGGUCAUCGUGUCCGCAAAUGGAUUUUGAUGGCUGCCGACUUCACCAUCGAGUCAGGCGAGCUGGACCCGGAUACAGGUGCUGUAUGCCGUCGCAUCGUGGACAACAAGUACCAGGCACUUCUCGACUCAAUGUACAGCUAA